Molecule: messenger RNA, 1031 nt
Organism: Rhodofomes roseus
Lineage: Eukaryota; Fungi; Basidiomycota; Agaricomycetes; Polyporales; Fomitopsidaceae
Exons: 2
Coding region: 212-934 (240 amino acids)
Biological process (GO): C-terminal protein methylation
Cellular component (GO): membrane
Molecular function (GO): protein C-terminal S-isoprenylcysteine carboxyl O-methyltransferase activity
Source: RefSeq, a predicted model, not a curated record
GCGCGAGCGAUGCCUUCAGCCGGAAGGGUGCAAAUGGGUUUCGCAUAAAUCACUGACAUGACGUGAACGACUUCCUAGGCUACCACCCUCUGCAGUAUAACAUGAUCUCCCUGCGCACUCUGCAUGGCCAUUCCUACUCUCGCGUCAUCCUCUGGGUCUCUCCGCGCUCGCCCAGACGUCGUAGCCGCUAUUAUCACCCCCAUAGGACACCAUGUCCCUCGCCAAACUGCCAUUUCUGUUCUCCGGGAUGACUGCAGGCUAUGUUCUCAUGACGCCUCCACAACCGAGUGUGCCCAGAGAGAAGCGUUCGAGAGAUGUUACUCCAUAUGAACGUUUCUUCUCGGCAGUUGUACACAGGAUCGUGCAGUUGGCGAAGAUUACAACAUGCGCUCCAUUCGUCCUUGAGAUAGCCGUCAUACUUGCGAACGAGUACCCCUCGAACCAGCUCUCCCACUUCCUCAUACCAAUUCUUGUUCGUGGUUCCCUCGCACGUACGGGACAGAUCGCGCUCUCUCCCACCUUCCUCCUGGGCUGGACUUUAGUAUUGCUCAAUACCACUCUGCGAUACCGAUGCUAUUGCGCGCUGGACCGCUUCUUCACCUACGAACUCACCGUUCGCGACGGACAGCGGCUCGUGACCCACGGCCCGUACAGCUACGUUCGCCACCCCAGCUACACCGCUGUGACCCUAGGCGCGAUCUGCAUCAUCCUCAUGCACGUCGCGCAAGGUUCAUGGACGAAGGAGUGUGGUAUAUUGCAGACACCGGCUGGGAGGGCGUUUGGGAUGCUACAUGUUGGGCUCUGCGUGUUCCUCACCCUGUCGGUCGCGUGGCGUACGGCUGGGGAGGACGGGAUGUUGAGGAACCAUUUUGGCAAGGAGUGGGAGGCGUACGCACAGAGGGUUCCCUAUCGUAUGAUUCCUUAUGUGUAUUGACAUUGCUUUUGGCACGAUGCCUUUCAAACCAGUCCCAAUAUGUACAAUCAGCAUCUUGGUAGUCACUAUUACUGAUGUGUCCACAUGCGUCGCAGUA